AUGCCCUUCCACGACCGCGUCCAACUCCUCACCGACCAGCUCGGCCUUGCCGGGGUCGAUGUGCUGGGGGGGCUGUUUGACCUCACGGCCCAGCGGCUGGUGCGGCUCGCGGUGGCGAUUACCCGAAAUCAGUACGACGGCGAGGACGCCGUCCAGGCCGUCAUGACGCGGAUCGCCGUGCGGCCCGAACCGCUCCGCGCGGCACAGGCGCCGUGGGCGUAUCUGCUGCGGAUGGUGCGGAACGAGGCCCUGCUCAUCGCCCGCAAGAAGAAACGCUGGAUCACGACGACGCACUCGAUCACCGACCUGGUGACCCGCCGCCGUGUCGAUGAGCUUGAGCAAGAGGACACCCACCGGGCGGUGUGGACGGCUCUGCGGUCGCUGCCGGCGGCUCAGGCGGAGGUCGUGGUGCUCAAGACUUGGGAGGGAAUGACCUUCGCCCAGAUCGCCGAGGUCCUUGAAGAGUCGCCCAAUACGGUCGCCAGCCGUUAUCAGUACGGUCUGCAGAAGCUUGCCGACCGGCUCAAGAAGGCGGCGGCCGAGGCGCUUCUCCAAGCGGCCGGCGGCUACGUCGGCCCCUCGGAAGACCUGCGUCCCCGGGUGCUCGAAGAGGCGACGCCCUCGCACCGUGUCGCCCGCUUCGUCGCCGCUAGCGACGCCACAAGCAAAUCGACCGGCGAGGGCUUGUGGGCGCUGGUGGACGCGUUCUUCGCGGUCCGCGGCCAACGGGACCGCCGAUUUGGCGACCCGCACUGGCCCCCAAUGGACGGCAAUCGUUCUCAGUCGCUAAGUGACCUCGACGAGCUGCUCGUGUCGCUCGACGAAGCGGGCGUGGCGCUCGACCUUGGCUUCGGACCGGGGUCCUUGCGAGAGCAGCUCCACCAUGGCGUCGCGACGCCCGCUCCCUAUCGCCAACUCGUCGCCCACUGGGACGCCGACGACGAGAUAGAGGUAAGCAGCCACCGCGUCGCCGCCCUCGACCGCGCCCUGGCGCCGGCCCAAGAGCACAACGUCUACGGCGGGCGGAUGGCGACCGGACUCGCCUACCCGGCGGUGGUCGCGACGCUCGCCUGCGUGAUCGCCGCGGUGAUGGGCUACCAGCUGCUCCCGAUCUAUGAAUCGACCUACGAACAACUCUACGAGCCGGUGAGCCCAGCCGUCGCCCGGCUGCAAGUCCUCCGGACUCUGACGCCCUUGUGGCUGGUGGCGGUUCCCCUCGGCAUCGCCUACGGCGUCCGGUGGGCCAAGCGGAGCGACCAUUCGAUCCGGGCGCCACGGCGGCGCACCAAGCUCGCCGAAUGGGCCGAGCGCUCCGGCAGCGAAGCGGACCGCCGAGCGGUCGCUGGACUUGAAGCGAAUCAAACCCAUCAACGCGCUUGGCGUCGCACGACCUACUGGCCGCUGAUUGCGUUGGUGGUUGUCGGCGGCGGCGCGACGCUGCUGCUGGGGCUCGCGCUCUUCGAGCCGAUGAUCGAGUUGCUCUACCGCCUCGCCAACUAA
This is a messenger RNA of Symbiodinium sp. CCMP2456, 1500 nucleotides long. The record is from the annotation of a GenBank genome assembly. Lineage: Eukaryota; Dinophyceae; Suessiales; Symbiodiniaceae.